CUGUAACUCGGUCGUUCUGACGCAAGCGCUCGCGGAGGGAUAUCAGCUAUGGCGACACAUUUUGUAAUCUGUCUUGUUGCCUGGAGAUAAAUAAAAUGGAGUCGGAAAUCGCCUUUAAAGUCUUUCCCUCUGUCAGCCAUGUUGGCUCAUAACGAACUGUCAUAUGAUGUCUAGAGACAUAUGAUGCGGGCCCGCCUUCAUCCAAAAUGUCGUCAGCAGCGUCCUAACCCGAAAUAAGGACGUAACAGACUUUAUCCCGUGCCUGGGAUCAGUGACGCUGUUGCGGCGCAGCGUCAGAGCUCGAGCUCGGAGCGGCGGCGGCGGGAGAGAAGUCAUCGCUUCUCCUGCUGCUAUUCAGCACUUCGCGUAGGGUUACAGCAGGUUGAGCCUGGAACCAGCUGUCCUCCAAGAUGAACCCUUAUGAAUGAAAGUGAGCCUGUUCAGUAAGCUGUUAGCUUCCAGCGGUCAAAGCCAUGCCUGAAGAUUAGAGCCUCCUCUUGCUUACAGCAAUACGAAUAUACAGAAGAUUCUACAUGACUCUUCAUGUAGACCUUCCUGUGUUUGUCUUGCUGGAUUAAGUCCUUCCACCCCUAAUACACUAUCAGCUCUGUCCCUUUCAAACCGGUCCCUCUUGCACUUUCAUGACCGCUUGGGAACAUGUAUCUGCAUUUGAGAGUGGCUCCAACCUAGUCUCAUGCGUCCAAUGAGUGGAGAGUCAGACGGCCCUGCCCCUGAAAGAGUCUCGCAGGCCUUCCCUUUAACAGGCCCUGUGUCCUCCUCAGAGAUGUCCUCACUGCAGUCACUAGGGCCAGUGCAGAGCUGGCUGGGUCAGGAGCUGGAGAAAUGUGGCAUCGAUGCCAUGAUCUACACGCGCUAUGUCCUUAGCCUGCUGCUGCACGACAGCUAUGACUACGACCUGCAGGACCAGGAAAAUGACAUCUUCCUGGGCUGGGAGAAGGGAACAGGGAAGAAAUGGGGGAAGAGCAAGAGGAAGGGAGGGACUGAUCUUAGUCUUGAAGAGAUGAAGAAACAAGCUGCUGUGCAAUGUUUACGUUCAGCAUCUGAUGAAAAUUCUGGAAUUGAAAGCUUGGUCGAAGAGCUAUGCUCUAAGCUCAAGGAUAUUCAAAACAAACAGAAAGAAAAAGAAAGGCAAGUAAAUAAAAAAUCUGAUACAUCACAGUCUCCUGAACCAGAUGAAUCCUUUUCUUCCAAGGACCAGGUUGAGAUGUACUAUGAAGCUUUCCCACCUCUCUCAGAAAAAUCUGUUUGUCUCCAAGAAAUCAUGACCGUGUGGAACAAAGCUAAAGCCUGCACGUAUUCCAGCUCAUCAUCAUCUGCUGUCCCUCAAACAAGCACAGACACAUCCUCUCCAAAAGACUGCACCAGCGAAGGGGAAGCUUUUAAAGACCGAACAGUUGAUGCACCCAGUUCCACCACCUCAAUCAGUGAGAGGGCCCAGCACCGAUGCACUAACAGGGAGAAGGAAAACCGAUUCCAUGGAAGCGCAACAGGAGUGACUGAUGAUCGGGUUCCUCCUCAUAGUAAGCGGCAGGCGAGACACCGGUCUGAGGGGAGGUUCCGUCCCAGAUCGUGGUCCUCUGGCUCUAGUGAGGCUGGCUCAAGCUCCAGUGGUAACCAGGUUGACCAGACCCGCAGUUGCAAAGCAGUCCGCAUAAGACACAAGUCUCGAGAGGUCAGCAGCAGAAACAAAAGAGGCCGCAGUGGCAGCGGACAGGUCAAACUGGCCCUUAAAGUCAUCGACAAAGAAGAGCGGAAAAAUGCACGUGCCAACAUCAGUACCACCGGAGGCCUAUCUAAACAACAACAGCACUACAUGAAAAAAGGCAAACGACCUCUGAGGGAGAUCCACAAAGAUGCUAAUCUGGUUGAGGCACAGGAGUCAGGAGGAGAAGCUAAAAGAAAAGAAUAUAUGGAGGAGCCACUUUGGUACACAGAGCCCAUCUCGGAGUACUUUGUCCCUCUCAGUAGAAGUAAAUUGGAGACAAAGUAUCGUAGUAAAGAAGAAUCUUCCAAUGACUUGGGCAUGUCAAUUGAUGUGGACUGUCUGUCAGAGAGAAUUCAAGGAAUCUGCAUUGCAAAUUCUUGUAUUCAAAGGGCAUACCUUGCAGCAGGCACUUUUGUGGAUGGCCACUUCAUUGAAGUGUCUGGUGAAGGUGACGAAGAGGCUCCUGAACUAAAUGGGAUUUCAAGCUGCCCUCCUCCUGAAGAUGGUCAAAAUUUAGAUGAUGAGCAUCUGUCUGAAUUCACUCACUUCUAUGAAGUUGAUCUUUAUCAAUCCAUAUUGGAUCCUAGUGCCUCAGAUGCGGUACAAGAAAGCCGAAUCCUGAACAUGAUUCGACAGAAGAGCGUGGAGCGAAAACACUUUGAAGCAGGAUGUGUAGUUUUAGAUGGCCUUGAGCUGCAAGGGGAAAGUGCAAUAAGGGUUGAUUCUCUGGGAGCCUCAGAAGCAGAUGUUUCUAUAACACAAGAUAUGGAAAACAUUGCCCAAGUGUGGGAGUGCUGUUCAUCAUCAAGCUUGGAAGAUUUGGAAGGCGAAAGCUGUCCGGGUGACUCUCCAGUCAGGCUCUCCCCAGUGUUGAACAGUGUUCCGUUUAACUUUAGAAAACUGUCUGGAGCUUUUGUAGGGCCUCAUCUCCAAGAAGCCAGCGGUAGCAUCUCUGCCCUAAACUCUUGUUUUCCACUUUUUGAGUUGCAAUACGAUAGCCCUUCCUUUUCUUUUCCCUGCGACUCGCUUACGGAGGGACAGGACAACGUAGAUUCAAGUAGCUGUUUAGAUCCACAAGGAAACAAACAAUCCCGUUUGCUAAUUUGGACCAAAAACAGUGCCUUUGAUGAAACAGAACACUGCUCUAACUUAUCAACAAGGACCUGCAGUCCCUGGUCCCACUCAGAGGAGACACGGUCAGAUAGUGAACAGAUCAAUGCUCCAGCAGAUGAAUCCGCUCAGUUUGGCAGUGAAGAGGUCAGCUGUAUUUCCCUUAUCCCACCUUUAUGCCUAGAAGAAGAGCUUUUAGAUUUCUUUCAAGAGAACUCCAGUCACCAGCAGGAAGAAUCCAGUGUAGGCACAGAAUCCAACCAGCCCUUCAAUAAGAAAUCGAAAUUGGAGUCUGUUUGUGGAAUAGCAUUAGAGCAGGAUGAGAGUAAACUAUAUAAUGCUGUUGUGUUUUCAGAUGUCCCAAAUCAACAAAAUGAUGAAUACACCUCAGGGAUAAUAAAAGACAUUUGGAUGGCUAUUGGAGACAGAGACUGUGUCUUAACACUCGGGGUAAAGAAUACAGGGGAGCGCUUGUUUCCAGAGGAGACUACCGGCUAUCAAUGCAGCUGUCUUGACAAGGAUGUAAAAGGUGAAAUUAUUCAAAAGAAAGCUGUGCAGUGUUCGGAGUAUCAUCUUUGGGAUGGGCAGAAGGAGGACGAGGGACUUCAUAAAAACAAGCUCUCUAAAUUGAAUGAUGGGGAUUACACGACGCCGGCAAAGCCUUGGAAUUGUAAUUCACAGGACAGCACCUCCUUUAUCCUUGGUGGGGUUUAUGGAGAACUGAAGAGUCUAAGCGGCGACAGGGAAUGGGCUAUGAUUCCACCUGGUGAUGCUUGUGGCAGUUUGUUGCAGUGUGCAGCAACCACAUCUUCUGACAUGGUAACCAUUUCAGGGGCGGAUGUGUUCAUGAACACGAGCAGUUGCUUUGCUCCUGGCCACAAGCCAUUGUGGAGACCUCUUGUGUCCCUUGGUCAAAAUGAGCAGACUACCAAGGGACCGGGGGAUGGUUUAAAUAAGGGAUUUUCUGUUGUCUUCCAUGAAGAUUUACUGGGAUCAUGCGGAGGCUUCCAUCGAGAAGAUUCAGGACUGGAAUACCCGUUUUCAUCCUUUGAUUUGAACAACCCAUUUUCCCAGGUCCUGCAUGUGGAGUGCUCCUUUGAGCCAGAGGACAUGGCCUCUUUCAGCCCGGGAUUUAAGCCAAAAUCCAUAUUAUGCUCCGACAAUGAGCCCUUUUGCCCUUGGUUAUAUGGCAUCAACCGGACUCAGUAUCGGGCCAUUCGAAUUUCCCCAAGGACUCAUUUCCGGCCAAUAUCUGCCUCGGAGCUUUCUCCAGGUGGUGGCAGUGAGUCAGAUGUAGAGUCUGAGAAAGAGGAAGCAAGUCUUCCAGUUGGUCAAGCAGACCUCUUUGAUGACCCACAGGCUGACCUCAAGCCUCUCGAGGAGGACGCCGAGUGUGAGGGCCCUUACUACGGAAAAUACGAGCUGGAGUCUGGGAAGUUCCUACCCAGAUUAAAAAAGUCUGGCAUGGAGAAGAGUGCCCAGACAUCGCUCGAUUCACAGGAGGGUGGGAGCACCCUUCUGCCGAUCAUUGAACAAGAGAUUUGCGUACAUUGUGAGAUGGCAUCGGUUUCGGUGCCAUGUUCUCAUGUGCAGUCCUCUGUUCAUCAGCAAGAGGAAUCUAGCAGGGAGACAGAGUCUUGCAAAUGCACUGCAACUGAUCAGAUUCCAAAAAGUGAGAAGACAGUUGAUGUUGCUCAAGAUAUACAAGAGUUUCCACUGUUGAAUUUUGGAGAACAGUGCUUAACUAAUAUGCAGAAAGAAGAGUGCUGGUGGCAGAGUACUCUGUGUUCUCCUUUAUUUCCAAGUCCUCAGUGCGGAGGAAGCAGUAAUGUAUGAUUCUUCUGGUGAGCGCGGAGGCAUACCAAUGCUAAUUUCCUCCUAUCACUUUCAGCCAAAAGCCAGAGGAGAGAUAGGAGGACCCUUUACAAGAACAGUGGGCUCGGUCUUAACCAUGUUGUCCUAAGCCCUGUUAUUCCUCAGUCAAUUCAUCUAAAACGGCGUAUCACCAAGAUGAAAGCAUAAAGAGAGGAAACAUGGCAGUAGGUUUGACGUACAGUUAGAUGAUUCUGGUCAAAAUCAUUUAUUAUAGGCUUGUUUUUCAGUCUGUUAAUUCCUAGGUUGAUCAAUUUUGAAAAUGAUAAUAAAAAAAAGCAUAGUUAAGCAUUAAGUUUGUUCUUUAAUUUAUCCCUAACAGGUUUUAGCUUCACUUUUACGUUUGCUCUAGGAUCCACUAUAACUGUGGUCCUACUGAUUGUGCAUGUGCUUGUGAAUCUAGUCUCAGUCCUUCUAAUAGUCAAAGUUUCUGUGACUGAACUAUGAAUAAUCAGAAGUCAGGUUGAAAGCGCUACAAUUGCGACAUCCCCUCCCCUAAUCAGAUAAUUUACCGGUUUGCUUAUUCUUUUUCUUUUAAAUUACUUGUAAAGGAUUGAGUUGUGUGAGGUUGAGAAGAAAAAAUCCCCCUCCCACCCCCCACUUUUGUUUUGUCACAUCAGUUUUUGGUAAUGUUCCCUUUUAGUUCAGUGCUGCUUUGAAAACAUAUUAAAGAAAUAAAGCAGGGUACAUAUGUUGAAGGUGUUGUAAUACAACAAUUAAAACCGCUAAAACGGAAGGCUCAAUGAAGAAAUAACCCCCUUGUCCUUGAAAUUCGAAGUUGCUUUCUUUGCUUGAGUUUUCCCUUUUAACACAGCCAUUGUGAUAAAUGUUACAGUUUGCUACGUUAUUUUGUCCACUUCAGGUAAAAAAAAAAGAAAAAAAUCUUUUAUGCAUUUGUCAGAUAGCUUGAUUUGAAAAGUCACCUUUCAUAAAAGUACAUUUUAGAGAGGGUCAUAGUUUUAAAGGACCGUUUAUAUGGGGGGGGGGAUUAGUUUACUGAAUAAUUUGACCCAACUAGACAAUUUCACGUUAGUUGUUUCACGUUAGCAUCUAUCAGUUGCAGUUUGAUAUUAUAGACAUAAUUUUUGUUGUUUCUUUAAGUUUAGUGUAAAGUUUACGUAUUUCAGUUAAGUCUGUUCCCCUUCUUUACAACACAGAAUUGUGACUACUGAUGAUUUGUAAUUUGGAUUCAUUGUUUUAUUUUUUACUUAAAAAGAAAAGAAAAGAAAGAAUUGAGUUUCCAGUAAUGACAGUUGAUUGCUUGAAGGUUGAUUCUUUUCAAGUACUUUUCCUUCUUCUUGUCUCAGAAAUAAGUGGUUGUUUCAUUGUGUGAUGUGAUGUAUCAUUGAAGAGGGGUGUAUAAAAGCAAGCUAGUAUUUUGGCACACCAUAACUCUACAACCUUACAAUAUAUUAAUGUAUGUUUGUUAAAAAAAAAAAAUAUAUAUAUAUAUAUAUAUAUAUAUAUAUAUAUAUAGGGUUUAUUUGUGACACGUUUCCUACAAAGUUGCUUGUCUAUAAUUUAUUUUAUGGCUUUGGAGUGAGAGGUGGUAGGGAUAUGGUGUUCAUUAUUCAAAAGCCAAUCCAUCGUAAAUUUCAUUUUUGCUCUAAUACCAUCUUAUCCAUUCGCUUUCGUCAUCUUCACUGUCAAGGAUGUGUAGUUUACCAUCUGCUAGCUUAAUUCUAACCUGGAUGGGUAUUUUCCCCCCUUUCAUUGUAAUUUUUUUUUUUGUUUGUGAAUUUUUUUUUUUUUUUAAACCGAUGUUAGCAUGAGAAAUUACUACAUGUAUGCUACAUCAACAGAGUGUAAAAUGCUACGAUGUGAAAUUUGGUGACAUUUGCAUUUUUCUUUUUUUUUUUUUUUUUUUUUUUUUCUUUUUUUUGAGCACCCUCUGUGUGUUUUCUUUUUAAAUUAUUUUAAGUGUGUGCAUUUUUUUUCUGUACCAAUGUGGGGAAACUGGUUUUAAAGCAUUACUUGUUUAAUGUUUGUAAGGGGGAAUUUGUAUGUGGCAUUAAAAUAGAAAAUGAUAUCGCCCCAUUCAUCAUUGACCAACAGAUGCCUUUUGAAAAAUUCCCAAAUUGGGCACAAGGAUUUCAUUGUCUAAACUUUAUUUGGCAUAAAAUGUCAAAUAAAUUAAAAUAGCAAAAAGGAAGGAAUAUAUAUAUAUAUAAUAUAAACAGUGAUUACAUAUAACUUAAAUGUGCUUAUUCCCCUUUGCAAGUGAGAAAGUUUUUGUUGACUGCAGUUUUUUCUAUUGGUGCUAAUAUUCAUACACUACAACAAAGAUGUAAUCUUCAAAUGUGUGUAAGAAAAAAUGGCCACACAGUUAGUCCUAAAAGAUUUGUGCUUCUUUUAACAAACCGGUUGGGCCUUGUUUUUGAGACAAGGUCUAGACCUAAUGUUUGUUAAAGUGUGUGAUCCAGAACUGUAGACCCUAACCUUGGAGAGAUGAUUAUGUGUGACCCAGUUUGACUGUUUGUGUGUUUCCCCACAUUAUUUGCUCAUUGUGGUUGUGGGAUUUUGAUUAUUGUUUGAUGGAGAUUAAUAAAAAUUUAUAGUGGUAGAAAGUGAGUGUGAGGGCACAAAGUUUUUGUACUGUAUGCUAUAACUGGGUACAGCAGUGCGAAUAGACUCCUUUAUUGGAUUUUUAUUCUAAUUCAAUGUAAUUUUUUCAGUUUAAAAUGCUGUCAGAUUCUGAAAUUCAGUUACACAAUGCUGGCAUCACUUUCUCUAAUCAAUCCCAAUCCUUGUUCUGUCAAGCACUUGGAGUUAAAUAUUGCCGUCUUCCAAAAUUGUUACUUUAGUUUGGUUUUUGAUAAGAUUAUGAAACUUGUUUAUGGUGGGUGGGUGACUGAGGACAAAAGCAUUUUAGAUUUUGAGAAAAUGCAUAAAUCUAGUAAAUGUGUUUGACAGUCAAAUAGAACAGCAUAGACCGAUUAUUUACUGUUAAACACUUUUUCUUUUUUUUUUUAAUGGUUCCUCUCUUAGUUUGAACAGACUUGUUUUUUUUUUCUUCCAAGUCUAGCUCUGUGUGCAAGGUGGGAUGGUUGCUGAAGAAAGACCUGAGCACUCGUGUCUAUGGGGGACUGAAAAUUGCAUUUUCUUUUAUUUAUUUUUUUCAAAGGUUUUGGUUUAGUCAGUACAUUUGAAGAGGUUAACUUUCAAGUUCUUAAAGGUUUAAAGUUUUGAUUGCAAUGUUGUUUAACUUUUAAUGCAGAACUCUCAGUUUCCUUAUUGCAAUCAUUGUCAAGUUUCUAAACCUUUAAUAAACAUAUUUAAAAAAAAAAAAA
This is a messenger RNA of Carassius gibelio (silver crucian carp), 7998 nucleotides long. Its product is annotated as KIAA0232 ortholog. The record is from RefSeq and is a predicted model, not a curated record. Bases 695 to 4672 code for a protein of 1325 amino acids. NCBI's taxonomy places the organism in Eukaryota, Metazoa, Chordata, Actinopteri, Cypriniformes, Cyprinidae. The transcript is spliced from 8 exons.